Messenger RNA from Ilyonectria robusta, 615 nucleotides. RefSeq lists its product as uncharacterized. Lineage: Eukaryota; Fungi; Ascomycota; Sordariomycetes; Hypocreales; Nectriaceae. The coding region runs from base 1 to 615 and encodes 204 amino acids. The transcript is spliced from 2 exons. The record is from RefSeq and is a predicted model, not a curated record.
AUGAGGAUCCGGUUGCCCUUCGCAGCGGUCUUCCUGCUCCUCCUCCUUGUCGCCGGUUACGCUGGCUUGACCUCUAUCCAAGUCACCCAAUAUGUAAACGACAAGGUCCUCCACUUCGGUACCUUCUUCCUCCUCACCGUCGUCUUCUACUGGAUCAUCGAUACCAACCGCCGCCGGACCCUGAACAUGACGUUGGUCGUUUGCACUCUCGUCCUUGGCGUCGGCUCCGAGUUCCUCCAGAGCUUCCUCCCCAAUGACCGAACCUUUGACCUAUACGACAUUGUCGCCAACGUACUGGGUAGUCUGGCAGCUCUAGGCCUCUGCACCUGGUAUCACAAACGCAUGCUCGAGCGUAGAAGGCAACGAAAGCACUAUAAUGCUGUACCGGGCGAGGACGAGGACGACCUGGAGCUUGGUGAAGGUCAUGAGACCGGGGUCACCGAUCCCCCCACCCGGACUCGCACUCUGGAGGAGCAGGUGGACAACUGGGACGAGAACCAUGUCGAUGAUGACUGGGAUGAGGAUGACGCUCCGGCGUCGUCAGGAGCAGCCAAUACCAAGGACAUCACCGAUACUGGUGAUUUGGGAGAUGUGGUGAAGAAGCGGGUGGACUAG